Molecule: messenger RNA, 3810 nt
Organism: Daphnia magna
Lineage: Eukaryota; Metazoa; Arthropoda; Branchiopoda; Diplostraca; Daphniidae
Gene: Iswi
Product: chromatin-remodeling complex ATPase chain Iswi
Exons: 15
Coding region: 501-3632 (1043 amino acids)
Biological process (GO): regulation of transcription by RNA polymerase II; nucleosome organization
Cellular component (GO): nucleus; chromatin
Molecular function (GO): ATP binding; ATP hydrolysis activity; ATP-dependent chromatin remodeler activity
Source: RefSeq, a predicted model, not a curated record
ACGCGGGAACUGGGUGGCACCUCAUCGAUUCUAUCUAUUAAGAGUCUCCAUAUUUUACACGUAACCCAGAUACGUUAUUGAUACCGAUUAAAUUUCCUUGCCACCAAAAAAUAAAAAAUAAAAAAUUUGUGCACGGUAUUGGAAAAAUGGCUCCGCAAACCAGCGUGGAAAAAUACUCAAGCUGAUUGUCACCAACUCACCAUUCAUCAAUGUUUUGGGGAGAAGUGCGGUGUGCCCCAUUGGCAGUCAAUCGGGGCCGAUGGCCUUGAAAACGCGUGUAAAGUGUUACAUUUUCCGGCAAUGUGGCAACGUCUGUUCGCGGCUCCUCCUUUGUCGAAACAUUUAGCUCGCUUUUCCCGUUUUCCGUUGAACCGGCUUUGUUGUGUUGUUGCCUGACAGUAUUUAAUAUCCCAGUUAAUUUGACUAUUACAAUUGUGUCUCUUAAUAUUUUUGGCGGCGAGGUGUUCAACACGUUCGAAGCCUCGUAGCUUCUUAUUAAAAUGUCGAAAUCGGAAGAGGAAAGUAGUCCUGUUGAAACUCCAGCUGACACUGGCGAAAAUUCUGUAAGUGCCCAUCAUGAAUUGCAAACAGAAUCUUCCUCGCGUUCUUCAAUUUCCAAAGGCAGAGAUGAUUUUGAAAAGAAAACGGAAGUUGACCGUAGUAAGAGGUUUGAUUACCUCUUGAAACAAACUGAGCUUUUUGGGCAUUUUAUGGCAGCGCCAGGUACCAAAGCUCCAUCAAGCCCCUUAAAACUGAAACCAGGCAGACCCCGUAAAGAAAAAAAAUCAGAUGCUGGAGAUAACCGACAUAGGAAAACUGAACAAGAAGAAGAUGAAGAAUUAAUGGAAGAAGUCAAGGCAUCUGAGAAAGCAGCACUUGUUACACGAUUUGAUACAUCACCAUUUUAUAUCAAAGGAGGAGAGAUGAGGGACUAUCAAGUCCGUGGUCUCAAUUGGAUGAUUUCUCUGUAUGAGAAUGGCAUCAAUGGCAUCUUGGCUGAUGAAAUGGGGUUGGGAAAGACUCUGCAGACAAUAUCUUUGUUGGGGUACAUGAAACACUAUCGCAACAUCAAUGGACCUCACAUGGUUAUUGUCCCAAAAUCAACACUUGCAAACUGGAUGAACGAAUUUAAAAAGUGGUGUCCUACCCUUCGUACCGUAUGCCUCACAGGAGAUCAAGAAACUAGGGCCAACAUCGUUAGAGAUGAAAUCAUGCCAGGGGAAUGGGAUGCUUGCGUUACUUCCUACGAGAUUGUUAUGAAAGAACGCGCUGUGUUCAAGAAGUUCAAUUGGCGUUAUAUGGUUAUUGACGAAGCACAUCGCAUCAAAAAUGAGAAAUCAAAACUCUCCGAAAUUGUCCGAGAGUUUAAAACAUCCAACCGUCUGCUCAUUACCGGAACGCCUCUUCAAAAUAACUUGCAUGAACUUUGGGCACUACUUAAUUUCCUUUUACCAGAUAUUUUCAACAACUCAGAGGAUUUUGAUGAGUGGUUUAACGCCAAUAACUGCCUCGGUGAUGAUUCUUUAAUCCAUCGCCUGCAUGCCGUUCUUCGACCAUUCCUCCUCCGUCGUCUUAAAGCUGAGGUGGAGAAACGGUUGAAGCCUAAAAAAGAAGUAAAAGUCUACAUCGGACUUAGCAAAAUGCAACGUGAAAUGUACACUAAAAUCUUAAUGCGAGAUAUCGACAUCGUUAACGGCGCCGGAAAAUUAGAAAAAAUGCGACUACAAAAUAUUCUUAUGCAACUCCGUAAGUGUUGUAACCACCCGUACCUUUUCGAUGGUGCUGAGCCAGGGCCGCCGUACACCACUGAUGAACAUAUUGUUUACAACUGCGGCAAAAUGGUUAUCUUGGACAAACUCUUACCAAAAUUAAAGGUACAGGGAUCUCGUGUACUUAUCUUCAGUCAAAUGACUCGGAUGCUUGACAUCUUAGAGGACUAUUCCCUAUGGCGGGGUCAUAAUUACUGCCGGCUUGAUGGUAGCACUCCUCACGAGGAUCGACACCGUCAAAUUGAAGAGUUUAAUGCGCCAGACAGCAAGAAAUUUUUGUUUAUGCUUUCAACGCGAGCUGGUGGCUUGGGUAUUAACUUGGCUACGGCUGACGUAGUUGUCCUAUUCGAUUCGGAUUGGAACCCUCAGAUGGAUCUCCAAGCUAUGGAUCGAGCCCAUCGUAUCGGUCAAUUGAAGCAGGUCAGGGUUUUCCGGUUCAUUACAGACAACACAGUGGAGGAAAAGAUUGUUGAGAAAGCUGAAGUGAAACUGCGACUCGACAAAUUGGUCAUUCAACAAGGACGGCUACUUGACAAAACCAACAGCGCACUGAACAAAGAUGAAAUGCUGAACAUGAUUCGGCAUGGUGCAGACCACGUUUUUGCCUCCAAAGAUUCAGAUAUUACAGACGAGGACAUCGAUAGUAUUUUAGCCAAAAGCGAGAACAGGACCCAAGAAGUCGCUGAACGUUUAGAGAAACUCGGUGAAUCAUCUCUCCGCAAUUUUACGUUGGACGCACCGACAGAGUCUGUCUAUCAAUUUGAGGGAGAAGACUAUCGAGAAAAGCAGAAGUCGAUUGUGGGUGCCUGGAUUGAACCACCUAAGCGUGAACGCAAAGCCAACUAUGCAGUCGACGCGUAUUUUAGAGAAGCACUACGAGUUACGGAACCUAAAGCCCCAAAAGCUCCCCGACCUCCAAAACAACCCAUUGUGCAAGAUUUUCAAUUUUUCCCACCUCGGCUAUUUGAGUUGCUUGAUCAAGAGAUCUACCAUUACCGUAAAACGGUGGGCUACAAGGUACCUCGCAACUCAGAGUUAGGAGCCGAAGCUGCUAAAGUUCAACGGGAAGAACAGCGGAAGAUUGACGAGGCCGAGCAAUUAGCGGAUGACGAACAGGCAGAGAAAGAAAGCCUUCUGACUCAGGGUUUUACGGCUUGGACGAAGCGGGACUUCAACCAGUUCAUUAAAGCUAAUGAGAAGUAUGGCAGGGAUGAUAUUGAAAAUAUUGCAAAAGAAGUCGAAGGUAAAACUCCUGACGAAGUGAUGGAAUACAGUGCAGUUUUUUGGGAGCGGUGUCAUGAACUACAAGAUAUCGACCGAAUUAUGGCCCAAAUUGAGCGUGGUGAAGCUAAAAUCCAACGACGAACAUCGAUCAAGAAAGCUUUAGAUGCAAAGAUGUCAAAGUAUCGAGCUCCCUUCCAUCAAUUACGUAUUGCCUAUGGAACUAACAAAGGAAAAAAUUACACUGAGGAAGAGGACCGCUUUUUAGUUUGCAUGCUACAUCGUUUAGGAUUCGACAAAGAGAACGUAUAUGAAGAGCUGCGAGCUGCCGUUAGAUCUGCCCCCCAGUUCCGUUUUGACUGGUUCUUGAAGUCGCGAACAGCAAUGGAGCUACAGAGACGCUGCAAUACUCUCAUUACCUUGAUUGAGAGGGAGGUUCAAGAAUGGGAAGAAAAGGAAAAGGUAGACAAGAAGAAACGGGGACCCAAGACUAGCAUAGGAACUAAAGUUGAAGCCAUACCGAAAUUGGAGGACGACGGAGCCAAAAGUGAAGCAACACCAACAAAGGGUUCAAAACGCAAAAGCGAGGCAGCUGUUGGCACUCCAGAAACAAAAGGACGUGGAAAGAAAAAGAGAACUUAAAAAAUAUAGCUAAUAAAUAAACGUGGCAAACAAAUGAAAUGACAGACGGGACGAAUAUAAGAAAAAUGAUUCUUUGAACGAGCCAUUCCUGCUCCUCUUCUUUUAAAAUUUCUCAUGGUAUUUAUUUACCGAUUCAUUAAUGUACUAUUUCGUGACUCAAUACACAUAAAUUCUGGAA